UCAGAAAGAGAGAGACAGCACGAGAGCAAGCACAUCCAGCCGACCCCCUCUUGGUUCAUCCACCCACUCUAUCACCUUCUUUGCCGAUGCUUCAGUUUUGCUGAUCUCCUAAAGCUUCUGUCCCAAUCAAGAACAGACCAGAGUGGGAAGACGUAGCCUCUAGCCACUCCUGGAUGCCAACAUGAGGCCAGUGUCUUUGGUGCUGUUCCUCACCUUCAUUCCGCUGGCUUUCAAUGCCGGCCACAUCCUACAAGGAGUAGCAGACGGGGAAAGCAAGGAGCAGAAAGUGUGGGCCAGAGCAGGGAGUUCAGCUGUGCUACCUUGCCACCUGAGCCCCAGAAAGAGGUGGAAGAGCUUGAAGGAGCUGCAUGACAAGACAUCUGUGGUGUGGAAGCGGCAUGGAGGAAGUUCCCACCAGGAGCCACACAUAGUGCUGGAAGUGGAGUAUACGGGUCUCCGGAAGACAGCGCGACCCAUGAGGCCCCGGGUGUCGGUCCAGGACUCUGCCUUACGCAAUGGAAUUUUCUCACUGCGAAUCGACCCCGUCUGGAGCGAGGAUGCUGGGCUGUAUGAAGCACAGGUGGCGUACGACAUGGAGGUCCAGAGCUGCCAGGUGGAGCUGGGGGUGAUUACAGUAACCAUCAGCCCACCCAGUCCUGUGGUAGAGAAUGAGCCGCUCUUGUUGAGCUGCAACUCCAGCCACCGGGCUAGACUUGUGGAGACACGCUGGUUUCACAACGGGCACCUGUUCCCCACCUCCAGGACCUUCUGCUCCUUGCAUGGGGCUCUCUCCAUCCCUCAGCCAGCCAUGAGUGAUGCAGGCUCCUGGCGUUGCCAGCUCAGAUACUCUGAUAACGAGAUCAUUUCUGCCACGUACAACCUACAAAUUCUAGGUUUUGAUGGCCCAGCCAACCCCAUGGUGUAUGCAGCAGCUGGCUCUGCAGCUGACCUACCGUGCACCCUGAGUUACCUUCCCAGUGCCUUUGGGACCAACAUGGUGACAGCCCACUGGAGCCACUUUGCAGGAGGACACUUGCAAGACUGGAGUAUUCCUCAGAAUUCAAGCAGUAGAAGCUUCCCCCUUCGUCUCCCUGUGGUGGGGCCAGGCGAUGCAGGGCAGUACCGCUGUGCCAUCUCUGUUGGCAGCAAGACAGUCAGCAGGGAUGUGACCUUGGCAGUGGUUACAGUCACCCCAAGCAUCCAAGGACCAGUUUCUGAGGGGUCUCACUUGCUGCUCAUCUGCAGCCUCAUACAUCCCCGCGGACAUGAACGUUACCAGUGGAAGCACCUUGACUCAGCACCCACUAACAGCAAACUGGCUGUGGCCACCCCUCAUAACCUGGAUGGCCACACGUCCCAGACUAGCCCUACCUUGGAAAUACUCCGUGUGUCACAAAAGGAUACAGGCACAUGGGAAUGCAGUGUACAUGGCCCAGAAGGCAGACUUGGAGCAGUGGAGUAUGGGUUGCAGAUCACAGGUGCCCACAUCUCCAGCCCUCCCAGCAUCUUCAGUGGGCAGGUUACUUUUGGGCUAAUGCUCACCCUCUUCCUCCUCCUUAUGGUCUGUGUUCUGGCUUUCACAGUGCAAAAAAGGGCACGGUAUCCUGCUUUCCCAGCACUGGAAGGGAUGGUUGCAGUCACUGUGCCAAGGAAGAAGGAGAUGGAGGAGAACCAGAAAGAGAAGAUUCAGCAGACUGAAUGCUGAUGGGAGCAGGGACACCAGGCCCGGUCUAGAUGGGAGGCUGAAACUCUUGUGUGCCAUGCUGCAGAGAGAUGGGCACCAUGCAAACUUCUAAGGAGGGUCUAGGGAUGGCAUGACCACAGCAGGAGGCCAUGGGAGCUCUAUACCUGCGGAGGGGCUGGAGGCUGUUGUAGCAGGGCAAGUUGAGACCCACUGCUGCAGUAAGGUGACAGGCGGCACAGACGCUUUGGAACUGUUGGGAAUAUUUGAGCCAGUAGCUCUUGCCUGCUUCAGUGUCACUUCUCCCUUCCGCCCUUUGCCCCACCUUCAUGGCCUCUCUCACAGUCUUUCCCUGGUGGGAUACUUAAACGUGGGAGAUGGCUGGAACCCAGCUCACCUGCAGCCCAAUGGUGUUUUGUUCCCCCCGUCUAUUUUCUCCUCCCUCUCCCCAUAUUGUCCUGCUCUUUUGCUCAUUCAGUGGCACGGGGGACCCCACAGAGGACUGCACAUGUUGCAUAUUUUGAGCAUUUUAUUUUAUUAGAAACUCAUUGUAGAACCUAAAAUAAAUCCGUCUGACAAAAAAACCCUCUGUGUGCACUUGUGGAGGAUCAUGCUUGUUGACAGUGCCGGGUGUAGCUCUCCCUGUGUGAAACAGCUUCUAAGGACU
Messenger RNA from Cuculus canorus (common cuckoo), 2348 nucleotides. RefSeq names its product lymphocyte activating 3 (gene LAG3). The transcript is spliced from 8 exons. The record is from RefSeq and is a predicted model, not a curated record. Gene Ontology annotation, cellular component: membrane raft; external side of plasma membrane. Gene Ontology annotation, molecular function: MHC class II protein binding; protein tyrosine kinase binding; transmembrane signaling receptor activity. Gene Ontology annotation, biological process: interleukin-15-mediated signaling pathway; positive regulation of ERK1 and ERK2 cascade; T cell activation. The coding region runs from base 182 to 1705 and encodes 507 amino acids. Lineage: Eukaryota; Metazoa; Chordata; Aves; Cuculiformes; Cuculidae.